This is a messenger RNA of Boeremia exigua, 1135 nucleotides long. RefSeq lists its product as uncharacterized. The record is from RefSeq and is a predicted model, not a curated record. Bases 438 to 1070 code for a protein of 210 amino acids. Lineage: Eukaryota; Fungi; Ascomycota; Dothideomycetes; Pleosporales; Didymellaceae. The transcript has 2 exons.
GCAAGGUACGCCAGUGCAGAGUGAAGCAUAGGAACAUCUGUCGACCCACAACGUCGUACGAGCAAGCUCGUCACUGCGUCGCAUGUAUACAGCCGAUUGCGGGAAACGAUGAUAUCACAACAAGCAGAGUAGAUACGUAUCUUAUAUUGACAGAUAGCGGGUUACUUGUGCUAGAGUUCUGAGCAAGCGAGAAGAGCCUAUCAUGUCGUGGUAUCAAGCAAUAUUGAGCAGAAAUAGAAGAGUGCCUCGGGAGGUAUCGAGUCUCAAAAGCGAGCCCCUUCGUGCUGGAGCUUCCAGAGCUUCCGAAGCUACCCCUCCAAGCUUCAGCGUCAUCUUGCGUGCUUUCUCAGCAUUGUCUAGACCUUCUCUUCGAUAUAUAAAGUGUUCAGGCCUCAGCUGAAUCAGUCCUUGUUCAAUUAAGCUCUCCAACAUCAAGAAUGGCUCUCGCACCCAAGUUCGCUGGGCAGAAGCUCGCUGCCGCUGCCAUCCAACCCAAAGCUGUCCACACCAUUGAGAUUUACCUCGACUACGUCUGUCCCUUCAGCGCCAAGAUAUUCAAAACUGUCUACAGCUCGCCUCUGCGCAAGACGCUCCUCGAGAAGUACUCCGAUCGCGUCGUCACCAUCUUCCGCCAGCAGAUCCAGCCAUGGCACCCAUCCUCUACGCUUGUACAUGAAGCGGGCUUCGCUGUGCUCAAGGUUCAGCCGGACAAGUUCUACGACUUCAGCGAGAAGCUGUUUGAGCAGCAGAAGGACUUCUUCGAUGCGAACGUGGUGAACGAGACCAGGAACAACACAUACAAGCGACUGGCGAAGAUUGCAGGGAGUGUAGGCGUCAACGAGCAGGAGGUGUACAAUCUGUUGGAGAUUAGUGACAAGCCUGACAAGGACGGAGGGCUGAAUGUAGGAAACGGGGUGACCGACUUUGUCAAGCUGCAGACAAAGCAAAACCGACUGCAGGGUGUCCACGUAACACCGACGGUCGUCUUUGACGGCGUUGUCAACAACGAUAUCUCCUCAGGCUGGACGGAGCAACAAUGGGAGGAGUGGUUGGAACAGAAUGUUGUGUGACUGGAUGGUGGUGAUAGACCAAGAUUGUGAUCAGUGUCACAAGAUGCAGACAUGUUGAAAUGCAA